UCCUUGCAUAUAUACCCUACUAGUCAUUAUAUACCGCCUAUACUUAAUUUUCACGACAUCAUGACUGUCACCGAUCUCGUCAACCACCCUGCCCAGGGCAUCUCCUACUUCACUCCCGCCCAGAACAUCCCCGCCGGUACCGCCGCCAACCCGCAAUCCAGCGGCAAGCCGGUCCCGAAGCUCUUCCACCCGCUCACCGUCCGCGGCGUCACCUUCCAGAACCGCCUUGGUCUCGCUCCUCUCUGCCAAUACUCCGCCCAAGAUGGCCACAUGACCCCCUACCACAUCGCCCACCUGGGCGGCAUCGCCCAGCGCGGUCCCGGUCUCAUGAUGAUCGAAGCCACCGCCGUGCAGGCCGAAGGCCGCAUCACCCCCCAGGACGUCGGUCUGUGGAAGGACUCGCAGAUCGGCCCCAUGCGCCAAGUUGUUGAAUUCGCCCACUCCCAGAACCAGAAGAUCGGUGUCCAGCUCGCCCACGCCGGUCGCAAGGCCAGCACCGUCGCCCCCUGGAUCUCCGCCACCGCCAUGGCCACUGAGGAGCUCGGCGGCUGGCCCGACCGGGUCAUCGGCCCCAGCGACAUCCCCUUCGCCGAUACUUUCCCCAAGCCGAAGGCUAUGACCAAGGACGACAUCGUUCAGUUCAAGAAUGACUGGGCUGCUGCUGUGAAGCGUGCCCUCGAGGUUGGCGUCGACUUUAUUGAAAUCCACGGUGCUCACGGUUACCUCAUCUCGUCUUUCUUGUCGCCCGCUGCCAACAACCGCACCGACGAGUACGGUGGUUCCUUCGAGAACCGUAUCCGUCUGCCUCUCGAGAUCGCCCAGAUCACUCGCGACAUCGUCGGCCCCAACGUGCCUGUCUUCCUCCGUGUCUCCGCUUCCGACUGGCUCGAGGAGACCCUCCCCGAGCAGAGCUGGGGUACCGAGGACACCGUCAAGUUCGCCAAGGCGCUGGCCGACCAGGGCGCGAUCGACCUGAUCGAUAUCAGCACCGGUGGUGUUCACGCCGCCCAGAAGGUCAAGUCCGGUCCGCUCUUCCAGGCUCCCUUCGCUGUGGCUGUGAAGCAGGCGGUCGGCGAUAAGCUCCUGGUGUCGGCUGUCGGUGCUAUCACCAAUGGCCGCCAGGCUAACGAUCUCCUUGAGAAGGAGGGUCUGGAUGUCGCCCUGGUGGGUCGUGGGUUCCAGAAGGACCCCGGCUUGACCUGGACUUUCGCCCAGCACCUCGACACUGAGAUCUCCAUGGCUAGCCAGAUCCGCUGGGGAUUCACUCGUCGCGGUGGUCGCGAGUACAUUGAUCCUAGCGUUUACAAGCCUUCAAUCUUUGAUGCUUAGACGAUGCAGAUAUAUAGCAGAGCGCUACUUUUAAUAGACUGUACAUAGAAUAGACAUGACAUGCAUCCGAUUCAACCA
Aspergillus welwitschiae is the source of this 1407-nucleotide messenger RNA. Its product is annotated as NADH:flavin oxidoreductase/NADH oxidase. Gene Ontology annotation, cellular component: intracellular anatomical structure. The record is from RefSeq and is a predicted model, not a curated record. The transcript is spliced from 2 exons. Gene Ontology annotation, molecular function: NADPH dehydrogenase activity; FMN binding; NADP binding. NCBI's taxonomy places the organism in Eukaryota, Fungi, Ascomycota, Eurotiomycetes, Eurotiales, Aspergillaceae. Bases 61 to 1329 code for a protein of 422 amino acids.